Molecule: messenger RNA, 10650 nt
Organism: Bactrocera oleae (olive fruit fly)
Lineage: Eukaryota; Metazoa; Arthropoda; Insecta; Diptera; Tephritidae
Gene: CASK
Product: peripheral plasma membrane protein CASK
Biological process (GO): protein phosphorylation; regulation of neurotransmitter secretion; intracellular protein localization
Cellular component (GO): plasma membrane; cell-cell junction
Molecular function (GO): ATP binding; signaling receptor binding; protein kinase activity
Source: RefSeq, a predicted model, not a curated record
UAUAACAGUGUACCUUGCUGGCGCUAUUUGUGGCAGUCGAACGCGAGCCCUUGGCUGGAAAGGGUACACAGCUCAGCAGCACUUACUUCACUGCAUACGGGCACCAAGCGAAUAGUAAAAAAAAAAAUAAACACAAACAUUCACAUACAGUUUGGUGGUGCUAAAAAUUGUGUAAAUUAAUGGCGACUUGAGAAUUUAGACAAUAAAAACAUCUGUGAAUAAUUAAUUAAUUACAAAUGCAACUUAUGCAAUAUUGUUGUUUUCGAGUAAUUUGUGAACGCUUAUUUUAACGGUAUCGAAAUAAAAAGAAAAUUGAACAGUGUUCGAUACGACAGAGAAAGCAGCAAGAACUUGUACAAAAAAAAAAUAAAAUAAAAAAACAACAAUAAACACACUGAACUUUUGAUAUAAACGCAUAAAAAAAGGCAAAAACUUUGUCUACGUCUGCGUUUGGACUUGGACUUGGUCUCGAUGUUACAGCGUAAGGAGCGUAGAGGAGCGUAGUAACGCACACACAUGCGCACGCACACGCACGCAUACAAACUCGCAAAAGUACACACUCCAUUUUCUACAUCACUUCGUGCCUGUGCAUCUGCCUAGUGGCUCAGCACCUGCCCCAGCCUCUGCCUCUGCCUCAGCGCCAGCGUCGGAUUGAGAUUCAGUAACAGUAAAAUAGUAUCAGCAUUAGCGGCGUCAGCUCCUCAACCUUUGCGCGCUGCUAACAUCAAACGGUCGCGCGCUCAGUGUUCAUUAUACAAAAGAGAGUUGCUGCUACUGCGUGUGUGUGUGUGUAUUGCUAGCUGAGUGCUGUUGGAGUUCUGUUUGUAUAGACUGCUGCCUUCACCCCAAAAUCUCGUAUUGAUUUUGGAUUCAAACACACACGCUGCCCUCGUCAUCGUCGUUGUUGCUGUCGUGUGUUGCUGUAGCUGACUGCUAACGAGAGAGGCAGCCGCCAUAAAAUUCAACAUACAACAGAAAGCAAACGCAUACAGUGUUUGUUGCAACGAGCAUAGCACACGACCGCGGCAUAGAAAGUUGGGGACGACGAAAAGCGACGCAAAGCAAAGAAGUAUAGUAAGCUCGACUGAGCGGUGGCCCGCCCACCCACUAACCGCUCAUACAGCAGCCAGCCAGUCAGUCAGCCAACCAGCCGUGAAGAUGCUAGCAAUAUUGUAAACACGCAUGCUUACAAAAUUUAUUUAUACGAAAUAAAAAUUAAAAACAAAAAAUCCAAAUAAACAUAAAUAUAAAUCAAUAAACUGUUGAAACUAAAAGACAUUUCUAAUGGGGAACAUGUGAUGCAAAUCAAAUAAAAUGCAAAACUCUAAAUAAACCAAACUAAAAAAAUGUUUUAAACAACAAAAAGUCUUAACAAAGUAGCGCACAAAUCCAAUAUCAAUUACUAAACUAAAUCCAAAAAAACAACAAACACAUACAAUAAGUAUAAUAAGUUGUAGAAAACAUGUACAUUUGUACGGUGAUAAAAAUGUUUAUACUCGUUAAAUUAACCAAAUAACACACAUUCCCAAAGAUUUGAAAACGUAAGACGAGAACAAAUCCUCUGAAGGACAAUUGUAACAGUAAAGUGUGCCAAAAUCGAUUUAUACCCAGUACUCGCUUCUCGGUUUGUGUAGAUAUUCAUUCGUAUUCAUGAAUGCCGUACAUUUGGAACCAAUAGUGCUCCUUUCAAUUGUUGUAUUAUUAGGCGUAGUUAUUGUUGUUAUUGAUUAAUAUACAUAAGUAUAUACACUUAUUUAAGAUAACCCAAAAAAGAAACAAGAAAACCAAACCGAAAAGCAAAUUUAUACAUUCACAUACAAAACACACAUUCGUACACGUUAAGAUUAGCGCCCAAUAAUAAGAAAUCGCAAACGCCUAACUGAGCGAGAGAGAUUGCGACGACGUCAUCGAGGACAAACACAAAGCCGGGCUGACAGCACGGGCAAGCGGAAGCUGACUUCAACCGUAAAAAGUGGGUUGAUUGGUGUGCGAAAUUGAGUGUUAAAUGUGAAAGCUCCUUUCUUGCUGGCUGUCGUCCUGUGAUACGCGACCAACCGCGUACAUAUAUAUAUCAUAUAAGGCGAAAGAAAAACAGCUGAACUAAAAGAAAAGCAAGUCAUACUAAAGGAGGAUUACGCUAAUCCAUUGGUGAUGAUGUUGACGUGUACAACGCCUAUACGGAGCAACAGUGUAACCGCCCUCGAGCAGCAGCCAUCCUUUCUGGGGCAAAAACAAUACAAACAGGAACAGCAACAGAAACAGAAACAGCAUCAGCGCCGUCAGCUGCAGCAACAGUUUACGUCGCCGCAAUAGCAACAGCAGUUCGAUCAGCUAAGAGUUUUUCAGUGCCAAGUGGGAAGGUGGCCGCAAUCGUUUAGCAGUUUGUAGAAUUGACAGCUGAUAGGUCGUUGACAAGGCCAACUUACGAGGGUCAGCGGUGCUUACGAACAACGAACCAAGUGCAGCUGGUUCUCGCUGGCCUCGGUCGCAAAGCACACACCACAGAGUAAACACAGUGGAAUUGGCUGUGACAGCUGAAAGUGUGCAACAACGACGUGACGUGACGUCGUUAUAAGGACGUGUAUGCUGCGCGCGUACGAACAAAUUUCGCCGUUAGGAACUAAAUAAACAUUUACUCAAGGCAAUCAUCUCCACCGCCACCGCACAGACUACAAUGCUCUGGUAGCCAAGAUAGUUUUGCCGUGGAUCACUAUUGCGGCAGCAGCGGUGAUACGCCACACGCAGUGAAUAGUGUACUUGGAGUUGGGGCGGCUGGAAUUAGUGGCUCAAGCAGCGGUGUUAGCGGCGGAGUCGGCGGUGUUUGCAGUCAAUGCUCAUCAACGGCGGCAGCGGCGUCGGCAGCAGCUGCGGCUGUAGCUGCAGCGGGGACAACAUCGUGCGGUGGCGGUGGCAGCGGCGUUGGCGGCAACAACCACAACAACAGCGGAGUUGGUAUCAGCGGCGCGAGCACAAUUGGCGUGUGUUAUUGCAACAGCACGAUGUGUCAUCAUGGAUCCGGUGGCAUGCCGAUGGGCAUACCACCACCACCACAACCGCCACAAGCGAUGAUGUCCGGUGGCGGCGGCGUCGGUGGCAUCGGCGAUAUGCGCAAUCCACUGCACAGCAGCAGCAGCUUACUGGGCUCACACAUGUCGCUUGGCGGAAUGAGCAUAGGCGGCGGUGGCGGCGGCGGCGGCGGUGUUGGUCUCUACGGUUGUGAUACGAUCAUCUCAGGUCCCAGUCAUUGUCGCAGUCUAAGCGGUUUGAGUAGUCUGAGUAUCGGACCGCCAGCACCACCAGUGCCGCCUCCACCCCUCUUCAAUCCUUGUAGUUCAAAUAGUUUUAAUUCGAUACAAUCGAUGCAGGGGCCAAGCUCCUCACGCUGGGGACCGCGUACAUCAUGCCCGAUACACAGUCCAUUUCGAGUGCGGGCGCCCAACGGUUCAAUAUGCUCUGGACAUCAGGCUCUGCUACACACUCACGAUGUUGUUGCUCGAGACGUUUACGGUGAGGAGGCACUACGCGUCACACCGCCACCAAUGGUACCCUACAUUAAUGGCGACGAAAUCGAUAAUGUCGACAAUGGCGAGUUGCAGCAUGUAACCAGAGUGCGUUUGGUGCAAUUCCAGAAGAACACCGACGAGCCAAUGGGCAUAACGUUAAAAAUGACCGAAGAUGGACGUUGUAUUGUAGCUAGAAUAAUGCAUGGUGGCAUGAUACACCGUCAGGCAACGCUGCAUGUUGGCGACGAGAUACGGGAAAUUAAUGGCCAGCCUGUUCAACAUCAAUCUGUUGGCCAAUUACAACGCAUGCUGCGUGAAGCGCGUGGUUCGGUUACCUUUAAAAUAGUUCCUUCUUAUAGAAGUGCUCCACCACCCUGUGAGCUUUUCAGGAUAAGACCAACUCCAGUACUUAUAUUUGUGCGUGCACAAUUCGAUUAUAAUCCUUUAGAUGAUGAGCUUAUACCAUGUGCUCAGGCAGGCAUCGCAUUCCAAGUCGGUGAUAUUUUACAGAUUAUAAGCAAAGACGACCAUCACUGGUGGCAGGCCCGAUUAGACACAGUUGGUGGUUCGGCCGGUUUGAUACCAUCGCCGGAGCUGCAAGAGUGGCGUAUCGCUUGUAAUGUUGCGGAUAAGACCAAACAGGAACAAGUAAAUUGUUCGAUCUUCGGGCGUAAGAAGAAACAAUGUCGCGACAAAUACUUAGCUAAACACAAUGCCAUAUUUGACAACUUGGAUGUGGUGACAUAUGAAGAGGUUGUAAAAGUGCCAGUCGGUGAUCCAAACUUUCAACGGAAAACGUUGGUUUUGCUUGGUGCGCAUGGUGUGGGUCGCCGUCACAUUAAGAAUACACUAAUUUCCAAGUAUCCCGAUAAAUAUGCAUACCCCAUACCACAUACAACGAGACCUGCAAAACCGGAGGAGGAGAAUGGACGCAGCUAUUACUUUGUAUCGCACGACGAGAUGAUGGCCGACAUUGCUGCGAAUGAGUAUUUGGAGUAUGGUACUCACGAGGAUGCCAUGUACGGCACCAAACUGGACACCAUACGUCGCAUACACACCGAAGGUAAAAUGGCCAUAUUGGACGUUGAGCCACAGGCGUUGAAAAUUCUGCGUACGGCAGAAUUUACACCCUAUGUAGUGUUUAUUGCGGCGCCAUCAUUACAAAAUAUUGCAGAUUACGAUGGCAGUUUGGAGCGAUUGGCAAAAGAGUCCGAUAUGUUACGUCAAUUGUAUGGACACUUUUUCGAUUUGACAAUCGUAAACAACGAUAUAAGCGAAACAAUUGCCACGCUAGAAGCGGCCAUCGAGCGUGUACACACUACACCACAAUGGGUGCCAGUUUCAUGGUUGUACUGACAAGACAGUGAGCUUGAGUGUCCCGACUGCUUAGAGGGCUGUGACUGUGAAUGGGAAGCAUACGCAGCCGGUGCCCAACAACCAAAUACGGGCCUCUUUUGAACUAUUACAACAAACAACAGCAAAUCUAUAAAAGCACCGUUAAAGAACAUCACUUGGGGAAAUCAACUUACAUAUAUACACACGCGUAUACCGAGGAAUGAUUAUUAAAUAAGAAUUAAGGAGAGACGCAUAAGUAAAAUAGCAAAUGGAAAUGUGGAAAAAAUAAAACAUAAAGACAUAUUUACUUGCAGCAGUGCACAAAGUGACACAAGCAAAUACACACGAAACACAAACAUACACUAGUUCGUAGUAAAAUUUAUAAAUGAAAAUUCGGGUGCAGCAUUAUAAAACAAUAUAGUAUAGUAUAGGCAAUAAAUAAAUAAAGAAAAAUUAUGCAUUAACACUUACACAGACAUACAUACAUUCCAAGUAAAUGAAAAUACAACGUUACAAAAUUUCGUAUGUCUGUUUUGAGUGCAGGAAAAUCUUUGCAAUCUAAAAACAUUUCGCUACUAAGGCAUUAUUUAGCGCACGAGCAAUAUUGCUUAUGAGUAGAUAGCAGCACUUAUUAAUUAUAUCGGUAUUAGUCAAGCGAAUGGUGUAAACUGAGAUUUCCAAUACAUUUUUUCAUUUGCCUACAUACGCGGGGUUGUGAAUUUUUUAAUUGAAAAAAUUUGGAUUAAAAUAUAUAUUUUCAGCUUUUAAUUCCGAUUUUGGGACUAAAAAUUGUAUGUUAAAUUUUUGAAAAUUUAAUGUUCAAUUUUUGAAAAUUUAAUUUUCUGUAAUUUUAAUUAAAUAAGAAAAAUUGGAAAUUGAUGUCCCCGCUAUUUGAGAUUGAAAAUUAAGAACGUAUUUCUUAAUUUCAAAAUUGGAGUAAGAAAUAAUAGAAUUUUUUUUCAAAUUAAAAUUUGAAAUGAAAAGAGAUAAAAAAGGGAAGAUUUACAUAUUUCUAACUUUAACACCCUAAAUUAAAGCAAUUAAAUAUAAAUAAGAUAAAAAGAGCUGAACUAUGUUGAUAUAACGAAAAUUAAAUAAAGUUUUACUUCCAAGGGAUUGUGAUUCACAGUAAGAAUAAAAAUAUUAAAUUUUUUUAACUGGUUUUAUAAUGGCUUGCAGCCAAUUAUCCUAUCUUGUGGACAGUUGUUCAUACAAAUUUCAUUUCUCAGUAAAUCGAAAGGCUAUCGCUGCGAUGUUGUGUUCGGCUUAGCAAUGCUGCUCGUGUGUUAAAUAAUGGAAAGUUGUGAAAUUUUCUAAACAUCGUAGACUUUAUUUGGGACUUUGUUAAGUUUACUCAGAGCAAUUGUUAAAUUUUUUAUUUAUUUUAAAACGCUUAUGUAAAGUAAAAAAAUAUAUAUACAUAUAUACACACACACACAAGUACUUGUUAAAUUAAUUUAAUGUAACUUUUAAUUAUAGAACUCCUUAAAAUGAACUAUUUGAAAUUAAGUGAGAGAACUUGCAAAUAUACUGCAUAUAAUUAAUAAUUACAAUUUUACGAGCGGGUACACAAUAAACUAAAAGUAUUAUUGAUAAGUAUUCAACCGAUGCAAUUAAGAGUGUUUCAAGAGUAAGAGUCACAAGCAAAUUAAGUAAAUUUUAAAUGAAAAGUAUGCAAUUGUAAACCAUGAAAGUAAAACACAAAGUAAAAAAAUAUAUAAAAACAACAACAACCAAAUAAUAUUUGCACUUUUUAAAAAAAUAAUACAAAUGCAUAAUAAACGAAGUAAACGUUGCAGAGUAAAAGAUUACCAAAACAAGCAAUCAUGUUUGCUGAGUGUUAAAUCUUCAGCACAAGUCAGUUUAAUUCAACGUGAAGCAGUGAAGUAAGCACAAAAACAAAAACAAAAACGAUACAAAUAAAGCAUUCAUACACAUCUACACAUAUAAGAAUUAAAUGAAAUAAAAAAAGCACAUGAAAAAACUUUAAUAAAAUAAAAGAAGGUAAAGAAGAGAAUCAUAGUAAUAAUUUUAGUAAAGUUACUGUCAACCAAAUACUAAAAAAGAAAAAAUAUAAAUGAUAAACAGUAAAUUGUAAACCAAUUAAAAAAUAUUCGAAAAGCGGGCACACAGGUAUGCAAUGAAAAGAUAAUCGUACAAUUAUAUUACGUACACAUGCAUUAAAUAUUUGAGAACCGUUACAUGGAAUCGUUAAGAACGUUAAGAAAUGGUAAUAAUUUGAUUACAAAUAACUCAGGUUGAAUUAUUUCAAAAUGUGAAAGCAAACAACUGUAAAUGUAUUGAAUUUUUUCCAAUAAACUAACUAAGAGAACCUAACACAAAGCCCCACCAGCAGCACGUAAACCCUUCUAAUAAGGCAUCACAAAUGAAGAUCAUCACAGCAUCAGUGAAUAUAAGUGUUAUACUUCACAUGCUACUUCGAAAUAUAGGCACACAUUUAACGCUGCAGGCUGCCAUAGCGCAAACACUCACAUACAAUUAUUUCAUUGGAUUGCAAAAAUAUGCAUACUCAUACAUACAUUCACAUUUUGGUACGUAUAAGCUUAGUUUUUGUAUGCAGGCCUUUCUUCAAGUCACUAAUGAGUAUAAUACUAAGAGCUUUUCCCAUUUGCAAAAUUAUAUGCAGGCAAUGAUGCAAUGACUCAAAUAACAGGAAUACUUUUUUUUUUAUAUAUAUUUACACUCGGUUAAUAUUAUACUUAUUUGCAAGCAGAAAAUAAGCGAGCUGUUUGCGGUUUUGUUUUAUAACAUUAUGUGAAUAUGCGCAACUUGCGAAAAACUAAUCAAAUAUUUUGUAUAAAGUUAACAUAUGUAACACAUAUGUAUGAAGUAUAUGCACGAUUGCGAAUUUUUUGAUUUAAAAAUUAGAUUUUCAAAUUUUAUUAAGAUUUUUAAUUUUUGUUCCAAUACGUUGAGAUUUAACAUUUUUGACUUUUACGAUUGACUAAAAACUUUAGAUUGAAAAUUUUUAAAUUUCAAUCUUUACUUAACAUACAUAUAUAUAUUCCAAACAUUUUGGAUGAAAUUAAAUUAAGUCCAUAAUCAGCAUUAAAAAUUGAUAAGAUAUAAAUAUAAAAUGCUUGGGGCUCAAUUUUAUCCGGUAUUCGGUAUUAAAAAUUUAAAAAUUAUUUUUAUUAAUGAUUUUCGGGAUUACAAAAUAAAAAAGGAAAUUUUUAUUCAAAUCUUAAUUCAAUUAUUUUUUAAUGCUUUAUUUGCAAUCAUGUAAUUAUAAAAGCUAACAUUUAGGUCAUGUAAAGUUUGAGGUUAUGUGUAAACUUAUUUUUAAAGAAUUACCGAUUUCCUCGUAAGCGUCUGCUAUAGUUUAAUGAUAAUGAGUAUCAUUACUGAUUUGUGUUGUUUUUAUUAUUGUAUUUAAAACCUUUAUCCAUAUAUUUCAAACUGCCGAUAGGGUAUAUAAAUCUUUCAUUUCAUUUUUAGUUUUGAUAUUUAACCACAUUUGAGACGUAUAGUAUGGAGAGAAAAUUAACAACAAAAUUUGCCGCAUUAAGAACAUACUUAUACAUAUAUAGUUAUAUAUACAUGCAAACCUACAUGCAAAUAUUUCACCAGUGACUUUUCAUUUCACCUACAAAAAUAUUCAUCAACCAUCACAAACGUGAGUAAACACACAGCAUACCUACAUACAUACACACAUACAUGCAUACUGAACCAACAGACAAAUAUAUUUACCGUAUUUCUGAGCUUAUUUUGUAGUUUUUGAAAGAACAAAAAAAUUUUCUAUGUAUCUUUAAGAUUCUAUGGUUUCAAAGGGUUGAUGAUUGUAAUCGAAUAUUUCAGCAAAUUUAAUGAGAGAUAAUUAAACAAAGACGCGAUCGGAGUUAUACUAGUCAUGCUAUGAAGAUGGGGGGAAAUGUGAAAAAUGUGAAAAAGUUCCCCCCAUCAUAAUUAAUAUAGUAACUGUACUUCACACUACUAUGCAUUAAAACUUGUUAAUUUCAAAAGUUAUAUACACUUUCUAACUAAGAAACAUAAAAACAAACAUGUGCAUGCAUGUUGGUUAAACACUAAAACCAAAACAACAAAAAGCAAAUGAAAAACAAUUAAGUCAUAUAAAAUAGGCGGUAUAAAAUUGACUAAGAAGUGGUUGAAACCAUUUAAAACUGUUGCCAAACUAAACUUAAAUCGCUAAAAUUACGUUUUACUAAAAUGUAACUAGAUUACAAUUAGAUUUAAAUAGACUACUAUAGACUAGGAAGAAGAUGCCUGGUAAAGGAGCUAGUUGGAAGUCCAAGUCCCACAUCCUGCCACAACAUAUGUACAUUCCCUCAUUGAACAUACAUACAUGCCUAGAGCAACUUGUUAAAUCAUUAUGUUUACUCAUUACACCUUAACCCAUUGUUUUCAACCCUGUAUAGGCGAAAAAUCGCUGUGACACUCCUGCCUUAGUUCUUCACUCCCUCGCCCAUUUUACUGCAAUGUUUUUUAUAGUAAAAAUAUACAGCUUCUUAAAUGCUUACUUAAACAGGGCGUGGUAAUAAUUAUGAUUAGAUAUGAAUUACAUAAUGCGAGUAAAUAGAAUUUUGCUCAAUAACGGUACUUAAAUUAGAAAUGCAAAGUAGGUUUUCAUUACAAAAAAUGCUAACAUUAAUACAUACAUAUAAAUUAUCACUAACGUACACACUACUAGCGACAUUGACAUAAUUAAUACAUUUAAAGAAAAUCACUGCUUUGAGAAUCAAAAUUACGCGUAAAAUAAAUGGAAACGAGAAGGCGACAAGCGAUCACACUUUGCGCUAAAGAGCCAAACACACUUUUGUCCCUUUGAGUGAAAGUAAUUUUUAAUAAUCGGGAUGCAUAAAUUAAUAUAUAUUUACAUGUACGAUAAACGAGUAACGGCGGCAAGACUUUAAGACUUAAAGAAGCGCUUGCAUGUCAUUAUUAGAAUUUAUUUUCGAACACUUUAGAAUAAAUAAAUUUAGACUUGUUUCAAUUAAAUAAAUUGUAAAUUUAAAAUCAUAAGUUAAUUGGGUACCUUAGCUGUACGGUGGAGUAAUUUAAUUCUGGCUAUUAAUAGAAAUGGCUUGAUUAUUAAUUUAAUUGUUGAACGUUUUUUAUUAGAAUUACCUAUGCAUAUUUUCUUUAAACGCAACUCAUCAAAGAAACAAAGAAAAGCGUCAAUCAUUGCAAAAACACUAAAAGUCGAGUUUGAGAUAUAAUAUGUACAUACAUCCAUACAUAUGUAUGUAGCUCACAUACAUAUGAGUAAUAUAAUGCCGUUAAAAGUAAUACUAAAAUAAUGAAAAACAGUUGUUAUUUAAGCAGAAUUAAAGUUAAAGAAAAUAAAAAUAAAAUUAAAAAACAAUACAAAGAAUAUUAAAAAUAAAUCAAUUGAAACGAAAAAAAUAUAUAUAUGAAACCUCUAAGAGACGUACAUUUAUAGAUUCAUAUAUACAUGCGCACGAGAAUACGAGAAGUAUUACGCGCAUGGAUGUACGCAGACGCGUGGUUCGUUGGAUGCAGAUGUGUCGAAACUUUGAUGGUAGUGAUAAUGGUAUUAAGUGUCACGGGCGCAAUAAAGCCUAAAAGCUGAAGCUGAACAUUGAAACAGCAUAAAUAUAUAAACUUAUAUAUUAUAUAUAUUUAGAUUAAUACAAUGAAUCGCAUAAACUCAGUAAAACCAAAACAAACAACAACAAAGUGAAACAAUACAGAUAAAAAAAACCGAAACAAAACACUAAAUAAGAAUUAACGAAAAGCAAAGAAAAGAAUGAAAUCCACAAAAUUAAUUAAAAAAAACAAAAACAUGAAAUACACCAAAAAUAAAUUUAAA